Messenger RNA from Choloepus didactylus (southern two-toed sloth), 2173 nucleotides. RefSeq names its product tweety family member 1 (gene TTYH1). Gene Ontology annotation, cellular component: smooth endoplasmic reticulum membrane; plasma membrane. The transcript has 13 exons. NCBI's taxonomy places the organism in Eukaryota, Metazoa, Chordata, Mammalia, Pilosa, Megalonychidae. The record is from RefSeq and is a predicted model, not a curated record. Bases 93 to 1448 code for a protein of 451 amino acids. Gene Ontology annotation, molecular function: intracellularly calcium-gated chloride channel activity; volume-sensitive chloride channel activity.
CCCGCCAGACCCCGCGCCGCCCGCGCCCCGCUCGACUCCGGAGGCUCCCGCAGCCCCAGCGCCGGCCCCGCUGCCCCCUCCCCCGGGGGGCCAUGGGGACGCCCCCGGGCUACCGGCCCUCGGCUUGGGUGCAUCUCCUCCACCAGCUGCCCCGCGCCGACUUCCAGCUCCGCCCGGUGCCCAGCGGUUUCGCGCCCCGAGAGCAGGAUUACCAGCAGGCCCUGCUGCUGGUGGUGGCCUUGGCGGGCCUGGGCCUGGGCCUCAGCCUCAUCGGCAUCGCUGUCUACCUCAUCCGCUUCUGCUGCUGCCGGCCCCCAGAGCCCCCCGGGCCCAAGAGCCCCCAACCUGGAGCAGGCUGUGUCACCUGGAGCUGUGUGGCUGCUCUUCUCGUCGGCUGCGCAGGCAUUGGCAUCGGUUUCUAUGGCAACAGCGAGACCAGUGAUGGGGUGUCCCAGCUCGGCUCCGCCCUGCUGCACGCCAACCACACGCUCAGUGCCAUUGACCACCUGGUGUCUGAGACGGUGGAGAGGCUGGGUGAGGCGGUGAGGACAGAGCUGACCACGCUGGAGGAGGUGCUCGCGCAGCGCACGGAGCUGGUGGCCGCGGCCCGGGGGGCUCGGAGGCAGGCGGAGGCGGUGGCCCAGCAGCUACAGGGCCUGGCCUUCUGGCAGGGGGUGCCCCUGAGCCCCCUACAGGUGGCCGAGGAUGUGUCCUUCGUGGAGGAGUACAGGUGGCUGGCCUACGUCCUCCUGCUGCUCCUGGAGCUGCUGGUUUGUUUCUUCACCCUCCUGGGCCUGGCAAAGCAGAGCAAGUGGCUGGUGAUGGUGAUGACGGUGAUGAGUCUCCUGGUUCUGGUUCUGAGCUGGGGCUCCAUGGGCCUGGAGGCAGCCGCCGCCGUGGGACUCAGCGACUUCUGCUCCAACCCUGACGCCUAUGUCCUGAACCUGACCCAAGAGGAAACGGGGCUCAGUUCAGAUAUCCUGAGCUAUUAUUUCCUCUGCCACCAGGCCGUCUCCAGCCCCUUUCAACAGAGGCUGACUCUGUCCCAGCGAGCUCUGGCCACCAUCCACUCGCAGCUGCAGGGCCUGGAGAGAGAAGCAGCUCCGCAGUUCCCCGACGCGCAGAAGCCCCUGUGGUCCUUGGAGGAGACGCUGAACGUGACGGAGGGAAACUUCCACCAGCUGGUGGCGCUGCUGCACUGCCGCGGCCUCCACAAGGACUACGGCGCGGCCCUGCGAGGCGUGUGCGAGGACGCCCUGGAGGGCCUGCUCUUCCUGCUGCUCUCCUCCCUGCUGGCCGCCGGGGCCCUGGCCGCCGCGCUCUGCAGCCUGCCCCGCGCCUGGGCCCUGUUCCCGCCCAGUGACGACUAUGAUGACACGGACGAUGACGAUCCUUUCAACCCUCAGCAGGAAUCCAAGCGCUUCGUGCAGUGGCAGUCAUCUAUCUGAGCCCCUCCUCCCCGCCAGCCUGGAGUCUGCCCGCCCUCUUCGGUGAGCUUCCAGACAGCCGCCCCCAGCUCCUGAAUCCUGGCCUCUGCCCUCCUCUCCCAAACUCCAGCAGCGUGGAGUCUCAGAAGGGGAGAGGGGACUUGAGAAGUAACCCCCAACACCCCAACCCACCAACAUUUCAUCAGGCUCAUCCUCUAACCCACCCUUCACAGUAGGACUGGGGUCCCCACGUCACAGCAGAGGGAUCUGGGGGCUGGCGGGCAGACUUGUCCCCUGCCUCCUGGAGGACACUGGCAGGCCCCCCACUGCUGCCCGCCGGCCCUGAUGCACUCUGGCGCUGCACUGUGUCCUCCCCUCUGGUCUCCCUGCUGGAGAAGACCCCACUAACCCAGCCCAGCUGGGCUCUGACCACUAACAUCCCUGGCCACGGACACCCCAACAACUCUGCCUCCCUGCUGCAGCCCCCAGCCCUCCCUCCAUCUGCCCCCAGCCCUGGGAGUCAGUGUGGGAGGGCGGGAGGCAGGGACCAGGGCUGGCCGGGGAGCCAACAGCAGCCCCACAACCCCCUCCCUGGCUGCCAGUCCCACCCUCGAAGGGACUGAACUGGGGGGGGCACGAAUCUCCCCUCCCCACAUCCCAGUGGGCUCAGGCCCUCUGGUCGGAACUUGCGGCACUAACUUGGAAAUGGGUUAAUUUGAAAUAAAAGGGAAGACUUUAUUUUACAA